Molecule: messenger RNA, 2174 nt
Organism: Setaria italica (foxtail millet)
Lineage: Eukaryota; Viridiplantae; Streptophyta; Magnoliopsida; Poales; Poaceae
Product: D-xylose-proton symporter-like 3, chloroplastic
Exons: 14
Coding region: 80-1771 (563 amino acids)
Biological process (GO): transmembrane transport
Cellular component (GO): membrane
Molecular function (GO): transmembrane transporter activity
Source: RefSeq, a predicted model, not a curated record
UGGUCAGAAUGGUUGAAAGAAAUAAAGUUGCGUUAUUUUAUUAGCACGUGCAAAGCCACGCGGCCAAGCUGACCCAGCCAUGGCGACCCAUGGCCUUCUCCCCUCGUCACUCUUCGCAUCCACCACCGCCAUUCGCGCCAUCGCAGCGCCAACCCGCACCUGCCACCGCGUACUCUCCUACGGCACCCGCCGCCGCCGCCCCCUGGCCUUGGGCCGCCGCGCGCCGGCGAUGGACGCCCUCCGCGUGACGGGAGCCGCCGAGCCGCUCCUCCGCCCCUCCGUCGGGGGACACCCCAGGCUCCGCGUGCGGACCCAUGCGCAGGGCGAGGGCGAUGCCGGGCGUGGCGCCGCCGCGGAGGGGGACGCGGCCUUCUCGUGGGCACCCGUCAUACUCCCGUUCUUGUUCCCUGCAUUGGGCGGUCUCCUUUUCGGCUAUGACAUUGGCGCAACCUCUGGAGCAACAAUCUCUGUACAAUCUGCUGAUCUCAGCGGCACCACUUGGUUCAACCUGUCAUCUGUGCAACUAGGCCUUGUGGCAAGUGGUUCACUUUAUGGAGCUCUUGGUGGCUCUAUUCUCGCAUACCGCAUUGCAGAUUUUCUAGGAAGGAGAAUAGAGUUGGUCACCGCAGCUGCAUUAUAUAUUCUUGGUGCUUUGGUCACUGGAUUUGCCCCUAAUUUUGUAGGUCUAAUCAUAGGCCGUAUCCUUUAUGGGAUUGGUAUUGGUUUGGCAAUGCAUGGUGCCCCACUUUAUAUUGCAGAGACUUCUCCUCCGCAAAUACGUGGAACAUUGAUAUCUUUGAAGGAGCUGUUUAUUGUGUUAGGAAUACUGUUCGGAUAUCUUGUAGGAAGUCUUGAAAUUGACAAUGUAGGAGGAUGGCGGUACAUGUUUGGUUUUGGCGCUCCGCUUGCAGCUAUCAUGGCUAUUGGUAUGUGGACUUUACCACCUUCACCAAAAUGGUUACUUCUCAGGGCAGUUCAAGGAAAGGGGUCUAUGGAGGAUAAUAAAAAGAAGGCAAUUCAAGCCCUUAGAACGUUGAGGGGCCGCUCAACAAGUGAAAAGGUUUUAGCAGAUGAUGUUGAAGAUACCAUUGUCUCUAUUAAGGCAGCCUAUGCAGGACAGGAAGGUGAAGGGAAUAUUUGGGAGGUAUUUGAAGGAGCUAGCUUGAAGGCCUUCACCAUUGGAGGAGGUCUUGUUCUGUUUCAGCAGAUAACAGGCCAGCCAAGUGUUCUAUAUUAUGCAGCUUCGAUACUUCAGACUGCUGGGUUCUCAGCUGCAUCAGAUGCUGCCAGAGUGGCAAUUUUGAUUGGGUUGUUCAAGUUGCUAAUGACAGGUGUUGCGGUACUGAAAGUUGAUGAUCUUGGAAGGCGCCCAUUAUUGAUAGGAGGUGUUGGUGGAAUUGCUCUGUCACUCUUCCUUCUUGCAGCUUACUACAAGAUCCUGAACAACUCCCCCUUUGUUGCUGUUGGCGCUUUACUUCUUUAUGUUGGUGCUUACCAGGUCUCAUUUGGUCCAAUUAGUUGGCUAAUGGUGUCUGAGAUAUUUCCACUGCGAACAAGAGGGCGUGGGAUCAGCCUUGCGGUACUAACAAAUUUCGGCUCAAAUGCGUUGGUGACAUUCGCGUUUUCACCCUUGCAGGAAUUCCUUGGGCCAGAGAAUAUAUUUUUCCUGUUUGGGGCCAUAGCAGUGCUCUCCCUUGUGUUUGUGAUCCUCAAUGUUCCCGAGACAAAAGGACUGAGCUUGGAGGAGAUUGAAUCUAAGAUCCUGAAGUAAAAUGGCGUGGUCAAGGCUCCACAAACCCCGGUUGUUGGCCAGAAAGAUUAAUGCCGUUUACAACAUGGAUGCUCACUCAUAGGAUCAGAGUGCGUCAGUCUCAGACUUAGUAGCGCAGUUCACGUCUAGAUGUAAAGUUUUUCCUUCUUGUAAUUAAUAUUUCUGGAUAUGCAUUUGUAGCUACCAAGUCAUAACCACGUCCCAAUUGUCCAUUGCAUCUCAUCCCAUAGCAGCAGUAAGUAAUCGACUAAUCGUCGUGUUCUUGUGACUAUGCUGUAUGUGCUGGUGAGCUGCCGCAAUGAGGACGUCCCCAGUUACCCCCACUGUUUAGUUUUUGUUUUCUGGAACUAUUUUACCCCUACUGUCUGCUGGUGUGAAACUAUGCUGCAGAAAUUUGUUUGUA